Molecule: messenger RNA, 636 nt
Organism: Sphenostylis stenocarpa
Lineage: Eukaryota; Viridiplantae; Streptophyta; Magnoliopsida; Fabales; Fabaceae
Source: the annotation of a GenBank genome assembly
AUGGGUGAAACAAAGUUGAGCCUCGUGAAGGACAACAGGUGGUCACUCCAUGGCAUGACAGCUCUUGUAACAGGGGGCACCCGAGGCAUAGGGCAUGCCAUCGUGGAGGAAUUGGCAGAAUUUGGGGCAUCUAUUCAUGUAUGUUCCCGAAACCAAGAUGACAUUGACAAGUGUUUACAGGAAUGGAAAAACAAGGGAUUCAAUGUGACAGGUUCAGUAUGUGAUGUGUUCCACCGUGAUCAACGCCAAACACUUAUGGAAACUGUUUCCUCCAUCUUUCAUGGAAAGCUCAACAUUCUAGUGAACAAUGCUGCGAGGUACAUAACGAAGAAUAUGAUAGAUCACACUGCUGAAGAUAUAUCACUUAUACUGGGUACCAAUUUCGAGUCGUGUUAUCACUUGAGUCAACUUGCAUAUCCUCUUCUAAAAGAAUCUGGAUAUGGGAGCAUAGUAUCUAUUUCCUCCAUUGCAAGUGUAAAAGCUCAUAAUGUAAUAUCUGCUUUUUCAGCAGCUAAAGGAGCCAUGAAUCAGUUAACUAAGAACAUAGCAUUGGAGUGGGCAAAGGAUAACAUUCGUGCAAAUGCUGUAGCACCCGGAAUAGUUAUGACUUCACUCUUGGAGUCAGUCCUGUUAUAG